CCCAGUCCAUGGUGUCGCCAAACUUUCUCAGCUCCUCUGGGGAAUCCACUGUUUUUCCACGUAGUUAAGAGGCUCUCUCUAGUCUUUCUCAGGCUCUGCACACUGCUCAGAGCCCUAAGAGCCCUAGCUUCGAAACAGAGCCGCCCAACUUCCCCCCAGUUUGCGGACUGUUUGGGCGCGUCCCUCAGCAUAUCCUGGGAAUGCGUCCACGUUGUCAUGGCGACGCUCUGAGUAGGUUCCUGCACGCCGCCCGAAUCCCGCCCCGCCCCGGAACUAUCAUCUGCAGGGAAAUGACCUUUGACCCUAGAAGGACAGCUCCAUUUUUCACGAGAAGAUGGCAGUUGUGAAAACGCCCAUGCAGGAACUAAGAAAUGCAGAAGAACCCUGCGAUAAGGUGUCCUCCAUCCUCCUGAAGAGCCUGGUGGAGGAGCCCAAGAAAAGAGCGGAAGUGCCCAACCACCUCCUGGAAUCCAAGGUUUAUGCCAAGCUUCUCAACAACAAGGCCAUCCAGGCCAGACCAGGCAUAGUCCAUUUUGGAGGCUAUGAGAUAGAGAAACAACAUGAACAGGUUCUGUACAUUGCCAAUAUUUCAGAUGAAGACACACACCUUCAUAUUUUACCACCGCAGACCAAAUACUUCAGGAUCGCCUAUGAGAAGAAGGAGCAUCGCCUCAUCCCAGGCUUGUCGCUCAUGGUCACGGUUACAUUUUCUCCAGAUGAGUGGCGUUACUAUUACGACUGCAUCCGCAUUCACUGUAAGGGAGAUGACACCUUACUUGUUCCCAUUCACGCCUACCCUGUCUUGAAUAACCUGGACUUCCCCACAUUUAUAAAUCUACCGGAUGUCCUCCUCGGAGAGAGCAAAAGCUACGUGAUCCCCUUGCAGUGCAGCUGUCCCGUGGAUUUCGAAUUCCACAUCACUCUGCUUCGGUCUCACCAGGCCUUUACAAUUGCACCAAGGUCAGGAAUAAUUCCAGCUAACGGGAAGACAAAAGUAACCGUCACGUUCACACCCAUCCAGUAUGGGACGGCACAAAUAAAAAUUCAGUUGUGGAUCUCACAGUUCAACUCUCAGCCGUACGAAUGUGUCUUCACUGGAACCUGCCACCCCAACAUGGCCUUACCACUAGAAGAGUUCAAAAGAUUAAAUACUCGUUCUCAGAAAGUAAGUGUUCCUCCAGAAAAAACAAGAUAUGUACACUUUUACCAAACUCCCACCAUGGCCAAGCCUCCGAAAAUGAAGGAAAUCGAGUACCACGACCUGCGGUUUCCAGCAGAUCUGUCCAAUCCAUUUGCUGUGGCCACCGUCCUAAACCAAGAACCGGGAAAGUUGAAGAUUAAGGAAUUAAAACAAGUCCUGGACCAGGGUGAUGAAAUCUCCAAAACCAGACAGAUGAAGGAGGCGCUCUUUGAACAGAAGGUCAGACAGAACAUCCAGGAAGAGAGCGAGAACCAUCUUAAGUGGCAGGUGCACCUUGGUAGUGACCACACCACUUUCAGGUAUAGAAAAGAGCUCAGCGAGGAACGGCAGAAAGCACAGGACAAGUACAAGCAAAAAAGAGGCGACCCUGUUUUUGAGGAAGAGUUUCAACGACUCGAGACUGAGCAGAGCAACAAGCGGGUCGUCCGUGAACUGGAGGAGAAAGUCCAGGAAUUCCAUCCUAACUUUGAUCCUCUUAUUAACAACAUGUGGCUCAGCAGAUUCCGGGCACAAAGACGGUUCCAGCAGGCAUCGCGCAGGAUCAUGAUUGAACGAAGGAUGCUCGUUGUGCUGGAGGCUAUCCGUGACAUGGACAAAGAAGACAUAAAGAGAAGGCUCGACAAAGCCAAGCAAUCACUAAUACAAGCUGAGACUCCCUACAGAUACCCAUGGGCCCAGUUGAGUCAGGAGGAGUGCCCCUGUCCGUUCUCGCUGCAGCCUGAGGAAGUGCUGCCCUUCGCCUUCCCAUCGGACUCCCAGAGCUACAACGAGCUGGCUCUCGAUGGCCUUGGACUAGUCCCCAUCAAGCCUUCCGAUGUUCAAGUCAAGCACAGUUAUCCCUACUUCACUUUGAAGGUUCCUCAGUUAUACAAAAUCAAGGGAUAUCAACCAUUUUCUGUCAACAAGUCCUCAACAAAUUACAGACUUCAGAAGCUUGCUCGACCCCUGAAACAAGGUGCUGAGGAUGAGGUCACCACCAUCAUAACUCUACCUGAGCAGAACACCACACAGCUCUCAGCCAAGCCCUCCAUCUUGAGUAUGAAGGCACCAGAGGGCUUAGCCAUGUCUGUGGAAUAUGAGCCACUGUAUAUUUUCAAUCCCAGCCCAGGACUGUUCUCCGUGAAGCACCCUCUGACCUACGCAGAAACUCUGAUAGAUUACCAUCUGUGCUCUCACCCCAAGUACAAGUUCACCCAUGAGACCCACAUCGGGUCCAGCAUUCCUCUCACCCAAAAGCAGUUUCUCCAUCAUACGGAUAUCAUUCCUGGGAUCAUGAACUGGAAGAGGUUCCAGCUGGUCUUCUCCUCCUUCUCUGACCCCUCUAAGAUGGAAACCACUCAGAGAGGUGAAUGGUACAGUACUGUGAUGCUGCCCGAAGACAUCCCCGCCCCGCUGGACGGCCUACCAGAGGAAGACAGACUGGAAACCACCGAGAGGGAUCUCUGUGAGCAGAGUAUAGAAAUCGUGCUAACUCCGGAAAUGAUCCAAGUGGAAUUCCCCGUGCUGAACAGCAAGGAGUUCAAGAAGGAGAAGGAUGUCAAGGACACGGCCCAGCCGCCGGAGAAGGUGGGGGAAAAAGUGCUGGAGGAGAUGAAGACCCUCCGGCUCAAAGCCCUCAACCCGCACUUGAUUCUAGAGUAAAAACCACUGGGGUACCGGCGGCCCCUUCACCUUACAAGAUCGCUGAGGUCCUCUAAGUCCAUUUACAGUCGAGCCGUUUUUUUUGGAAUUAAAGUUUCUAGAGACAGGAAUUGAAAUG
Messenger RNA from Peromyscus leucopus (white-footed mouse), 2960 nucleotides. It is a transcript of the gene Cfap221, whose product is annotated as cilia and flagella associated protein 221. Gene Ontology annotation, biological process: cilium assembly; cilium movement. The record is from RefSeq and is a predicted model, not a curated record. Gene Ontology annotation, cellular component: cilium. NCBI's taxonomy places the organism in Eukaryota, Metazoa, Chordata, Mammalia, Rodentia, Cricetidae.